Messenger RNA from Melampsora larici-populina 98AG31, 516 nucleotides. RefSeq lists its product as uncharacterized. The coding region runs from base 1 to 516 and encodes 171 amino acids. NCBI's taxonomy places the organism in Eukaryota, Fungi, Basidiomycota, Pucciniomycetes, Pucciniales, Melampsoraceae. The transcript has 3 exons. The record is from RefSeq and is a predicted model, not a curated record.
AUGACAUUCUCCUUACAAGUGAAGAAUCUUGUGUGGGCAGCCGUCGGUAUUGUUGUACUCCUUGUGACUCAAGUCCAAUCUCAGGGUCGAGCAAUCUGUCAAGGUGCCUUACUCAAGGGAUAUGUAACCCCUAAUCAGAGGUUGUUACCACCGAUGUGGCAAGGAGUUACUGCGUCUGGAUCUGGCCAAUGUCUCUCUUCAAAAGCAUUUGCUUUAGGUACUCAGCCCAACUUUGCAAUCACCUCAACUGGACCUUUGACGUGUGCGGACAGAACAUAUUGUCCUAACCCCAGUAACUCCGCAACAAAUCCAAACACAGCCAUCUGUGAGGGGAACACACUCAAGGGAUAUGUAACCUCUAAUCAGAGGUUGUUACCACCGAAUUGGCAAGGAGCUACUGCAUCUGGAUCCGGUCAAUGUCUCUCUUCCAAUGCAUUUGCUAUAGGUACCCAGCCUAACUUUGAAAUCACCGCAAGUAGCCAAUUGAGGUGUGGAAACGGACCAAAUUGUCCUUAG